This is a messenger RNA of Labrus mixtus (cuckoo wrasse), 2902 nucleotides long. RefSeq names its product secretion regulating guanine nucleotide exchange factor (gene sergef). Bases 33 to 1259 code for a protein of 408 amino acids. The transcript is spliced from 11 exons. Lineage: Eukaryota; Metazoa; Chordata; Actinopteri; Labriformes; Labridae. The record is from RefSeq and is a predicted model, not a curated record.
CAGUGUCGCAAGUAAAGCUGCUAGAGUACUCCAUGGAAACGAGUCAGCGGACGGAGUUUUGUUGUCACUCCUGGGGAGCAAACAGCUACGGGCAGCUGGGACAGGGACAUGUGGAGGACCAGUCAGCCCCCCGGCUCGCAGACAUCACUCCUCUUCAAAACACGGCUGUUCGGGCUGUUAGCGGCGGCGGAGGUCACUCCGUGGUUAUCACCGAGAAUGCCAAGGUGUUUGUGUGCGGACAGAAUGACAAAGGACAGCUGGGACUUGGACACUGUGUAGACAGACUCACUUUUCAGCUGUGCUGCAGCCUGAGCCAGAGGAUCACAAAAGUAGCCUGUGGUUGGGAUUUUACUCUUCUCCUCACUGAUUGUGGUCAAGUGUUUGCAUGUGGCUCCAAUGCAUUCGGACAACUGGGUGUCGGAGAGACAGUCAAACAUUCUUCCGAACCUCUGGUUAUUGAGAGUCUGAAGGAGUCAGUGGUGAGUGUAGCAGCAGGACUCAGACAUUCAUUGGCUGCUUCUGACUCAGGCUGUGUAUAUCAGUGGGGGCGUGGUCUUUGCAGUCACGCCAAGAGAGCCCUGAGUCCACAUCCUGUCCCAUCACACCUUAACUCCACAGUGCCCUCUGUAGUACCAGGUCUGGAUCAGAAGACACACAUGGUGUCAGCAGGGUCAGUGCAUUGUGUGUGCCUCACAGGAGGCGGUGAUGUUUUUCUUUGGGGAAGCAACAAACAUGGCCAGCUGACCAGCACAGAGCCUUUCCUGUCCUCUCCCUCUCUCAUGAAGCGCUCACUUCUGGGUGGAGAAAAAGUUGUCCAUGUGUGGAGUGGCUGGACUCAUAUAGUUGCUCAAACAGAGACUGGGAGAGUGUUCACAUGGGGCAGAGGAGAUUAUGGACAGCUUGGCCAAAAAGCAUCACCCAUUCAGAACCCUGAGCAGGAGUCCGUGGGUCCUUCAGCUGGAGGUCCAAACAAGAAGGCUUGCCUGCCCACAGAGGUUAAAGCACUCCAUGGAGCGGCACAGAUUGCCUGUGGAUCAGAACACAACCUCGCCAUUGUUGGGGGGAGUCUCCUCUCCUGGGGCUGGAACGAACAUGGGAUGUGCGGAGACGGUUCACAGACCGACGUCCUUCAGCCACAGCUCGUUUCUGGGCUCAAACCUCUUCUCAUUGGCUGUGGAGCUGGACACUCUAUGGCAGUGUGUGCUGAGAUGACUGACUCAAGACAAAACUCUGCAAUGAUUCCACUUCAGAGACAUUGAAACAGGAUAAUAUAUUCAGCAUGUUGCACUUGGAGAAAAGAAAAACAGAAUGCAUUUUUGAGUGUACAUAAUUCUACUUGAUUUAGUUUUAAAAAUUGGCGGCUCAGCCUGCAUACAGUUACUUUAAGUGCCUUUAAAAUUACAGCAUUUUCCAUCUUCUAAGAGGCCACCUGAGCUCUUUGAAAGGUCCGACUCAAAUUGCAGUUGUCAUAAAUGUUGCUUUGUGCUUGGACACAGGCUGAGUUAUGUCAAAUGAGGACAGAUGCCAUCAUUUCUCUGGCCAGCCCAUCACUUUGAUGGACAUGACGAGGGACAAUAGCUUUGCAGGACAUGGCCAGUGCUUAUGGCUCCUCGGCCACCUGCCAUGUUUGUCCUCCUGAGUGAGGCUGUUAUGGACCGUGUGAAGGAUGGGCAAGUCUGGUGCUAUAGCUCCAUCUUCCCCAUGUCAGCUGUUUUAUUGCUGUGAUCUUGAGUGUCAGGAGGCAGUCAAUCUCUGCACUUCAUACUGAAAAUACCUCGGCCAUCUUGUGAUUUACCACUAACAUGCUUUUCACUUUUCUGGAAACUGUCCAUCAAUAUUUUGUGUCCUUGUCGGUCUGUGUGAGACUCUUUGAUCUUCUGUUUGUCCUAUUUGCAACACUUUGACACUGUACACCUUAAUCCCUCUUGGGGGGAAGUUCGUCAGCCGUGUUUGACCCGGCUUGCAUAUUUAUAAACUGUGGGCGCCCGCAGUGCAGCAAACGGGGACCGACUGUAGGUCUGAAGCCAUUGCUCCUCAAGGGUAAUGGCAGGAGAUAGAAUGGCUAAUGGAUUAUAGUUCUGCAAUUUAAUUCUAUAUAUUUUUUUGGAUUUUAUGAUUUUAUUGAUUUUAUUAUGCAAUUCAAUAUAAAAAAAAACAUUCACAUCUCUGAAAUUAUGCAUUAAUGUAUUUUUUUCACAUCUCUGAAAUUAUGCAUUAAUGUAUUUUUUUUCACAUCUCUGAAAUUAUGCAUUAAUGGAAUUUAAAUUAAAAGUGCUUUUACCUGGAUUAGAUUAAAAAAAAUCAACACUCACUGAAAAAAGAUAAAUUCUGUGUUUUUUUUAUUUAUCACUAUUUAUUGUACAAGCCUGAAGUGUAUUUGUCAAAAAAGACACAACAAACCAAUCAAAACGAUCACUGAUCACCUUAUUGAGAUAACUAACCACAAAAUACAGUGUUCAAAACACACACUCUGAAGUCUCACUAAACGGCUACAUUAGUUGCCUCUUUGUUGUGUUAUUGAGUCAUUCAUUGAUUAUAGCAUUUUGUAUAUAUGUUUGUGUAUGUGUGUGUGUGUGUAUAGGUGUGGCUGACAUUGAGCAGCACACUGUCCCAAAAUUUGUGCUCAGCUCUCUUGGCAGAUUGCGAGCUGCUGUUCCUGACUGCACACUGAUCUUAGUCGGCUGUUGGCAGUGUGUUUGCACUUGUUUGGUAAAAAGUUGGUCCCUUGUUACUAACUUUUCUACACAAACAAUGAAGUUGUAAUUUGAACUCAAUGGCUCUGAUUUGAAGUAGGUAUGACCCUUGCUUGUCUGUAGAAACUGCUGCAUGUGGUGGGCCUUUUUGUCUGAUAACUUGUUUUCAACAGCUGAUGACUAAUUUGAAAUAAAGAAACAUUUAUUCA